AAACCCACAGAAGCUGCAACUGGAGAUUUACUAUCCCUUUCUGAUCUCGUUCCUAUAAUCAAUGAUCAGUCACAGUACAUAAACCAUCUAGAAGCAGAAGUGAAGUUUUGCAAGGAGGAAUUGUCUGGGGUGAAAAAUCGAGUACAAGUAGUUGUACUUGAAAAUGAGGAACUCCACCAGAAACUGAAAUUCUUAACUGAGGAACAUACAUUGAGAGAACAAACUCUUAUAGAUGCCUCGGCAAAUAUGCAGAACUCCUGCCCUGUAGGUGCUAAUGACUGUAGCAUGCAUCAGCUCGUCACCUCAUCACCAGCACGUGACAAAGAUCAGCCUUUUGUUACAGCAACAGACGGAGAAAUAGAAAAAUGGCAUGUAGAACUGGAGAAACUAAAACUUCUUUAUGAAGAAAAAGUCAAUAUCCUUGAUGCUAAAAUACAGUCUCUAAGAAAAGACCUUUCAGAAUCUCAGAAGACAUGCAGAGAUUUGGAAGGAAGACUGGAACACCAGAAGUCACUCGUUUCAGCCACGAAUUCUAGCCGAGUUGGUGGUCUGUGUCUGAAAUGUGCACAACACGAGGCAGUUCUUGCGCAGACUCAUUCUAAUGUUCACAUGCAGACCAUCGAGAGGGUAACAAAGGAAAGAGAUGACUUGAUGGAUGCACUUGUUUCACUGAGACGAAACAUGAAAGAGAUGCAGCAAAGAGAAUCUAAUGCUUGUGAGCAAGUUAAACAAGCUGUGCAAAUGGCAGAAGAGGCCAAUUUAGAAAAAACAAAGGCUCUAGUCCAGUGUGAUCAGCUAAAAAACGAGAUGGAACGGCAGAAGUAUCGUCUUGAAAGGGAGUUAGCUGCCCAGCUAAGUAAGAGGGCUGAUGAAAAGGAAGCACUGCGGGAAGAAAUGAAGAAGGAAAGGGAGGGCUUGGCAGCAAUG
Apaloderma vittatum (bar-tailed trogon) is the source of this 927-nucleotide messenger RNA. It is a transcript of the gene SDCCAG8, whose product is annotated as serologically defined colon cancer antigen 8. The annotation marks the transcript as partial. The transcript is spliced from 7 exons. NCBI's taxonomy places the organism in Eukaryota, Metazoa, Chordata, Aves, Trogoniformes, Trogonidae. Gene Ontology annotation, cellular component: centriole; centrosome. The record is from RefSeq and is a predicted model, not a curated record. Gene Ontology annotation, biological process: establishment of cell polarity; tube formation; neuron migration.